GACACAGAGGUGACAGCGUGGAUCUGCAGGACUUUGACACUAUGAUCCACUGAGAACUAGUUGAAGUGAAGCUGCUGGAGCUGCUACCGGCCAUGGCUGACCUGUGGGUGUCCCUGGGGGUGUUGACCGCCGCGGUGCUCCUCUGUGAGGCGGCUCGCUGCGCUACAGCCCGUCUGCUCCGCGGAGUUUACUGGACUUACCUGCUGGAAGCGGUGUCCACCUUCCAGCUCUGCUGCUGCACGCAGGAACUCAAACUGCUUGGCGAAUCCAUCCGCCUGGACCUUUCCACCAGCUUGACUCUCACUUAUUUCGUAACGUUUGUCCAUCUAUCAACUUUCAGGGAAGCGACAUGUAAUCCCGCCGCGGCUCUGGAGAGCUUCUGCCGCGGCGCGUCCAGCGUCUGGGAAGCGGCGCUGCUCAUAUCCCUCCAGAUGGGGGCUGCGGUGGCCGCGCAGGGCUGGGCAGCCACCGUGUGGUCCCUGGGUCUGUCAGAUAUGCACCUCCGGCACCAGAAGUUUGGGUUCCGUUGCUUCGACCCGCUCGGUGGGACGCCGCUGGAAGCUGCUGCUGUGGAAAUGUUCUGCGCGUUCACGGUGCAGGCUGUGGCCACGCACAUCCACAGGCUGGACGAGAGGCUCAGAGUUCACUGCUUCGCUGCGGUCAUCACCGCUUUGGUUUAUGCAGGUGGAAGCAUUUCCGGGGCUGUUUUUAAUCCUGCCUUGGCUUUUUCCAUUCAGUUCCCCUGCAGUGGUCACACGUACCUUGAAUACUGCUUUAUCUACUGGUUGGGACCAAUAUUGGGCAUGGCGAGCUGCAUCCUCCUGUUUGAGAAGAUCAUCCCCUUCCUCUCUGGAAAGAGCACCAUCGGGAUGCACAGCUCUAAUGAGCAGAAAGAGAAGAUGCAGUAGUUUUAGUUCAUUUUGUUUUAUAUGAUGGACUGGAUAUCCCUGGAUAAUCAAGAUUAUUUAAUCUCUUAUCGAUGCACAAAUGCACAGGAUCAAAUAGGGCUUUAUGCAGCUCUAAUCAUGACUGAUGUCAAAAGACAAGGUAUGCUGCAGGAGAGCACAGAACUAAAUACAUAUGCAAAACAUUUAGAUGAAGAAAGCACAAUUAGAAGAGCAACAAAUCUGAACAUUAACCUAAAUAAUUAACCAGAAGUCAAAAGCCUGGAUUUAAAAAGGUUUAUAGAGAGCUAGUUUGAAAGUUUUGUUUCAGGGAGCGUGAAAUCUCAAUGGAGAGGCUCACAGUCCAUGGUGACUAAAACAACUCAUAACUACUUUAGCACAAAUACAUAGGCAAAUAAUUACCAAUAAUAAAAUGCAUAGAAUAAAAAAAGGUACAUUAAGAACAUUUACAUUAUUUGCCAAAGAAUGAACCAAUUUGUAUUUAUCCAAAAAAGUGGGACUCUCUUUCCUUAUAUUAGCAGGUGAUGGUAAUCUGUAGAGAUAUGCUGGUGAAGGUUGUCAGUCAUCCAGGUCUUAGUCAUUCCAAAAAAAAUUAAAAAUAAUCCACUGGACUUGGUUUACAAGUUUGAAGACGUUUUGCUUCCCAUCCAGUAAGCUUUAUCAAUGUAAAUGUCAGGAUUAGCGUUGAAUAGCACUACUGUGUAUAACAUGGAACGCUAUUCUUGACAUUUUAACUGAAAAAGCUUCCUGGAUGGGAAGCGAAACGUCUUCAAACUUGGAAACUAAGUCAAGGGGAUUGUUAAUUUUUUUGGAAUAAUGUGAAGAGACAAACUAAUAAUGGUGUGUUGUAGCACCACUAACCUUGGAAGUAGGGUUGCCAACCGUCCCUUGAAAAACUGAAUUGUUCCGUUUUUUGAAACAGAAUUAAAUUUUCAAUUCAGUUUAUUUAUAUAGCGCCAAAUUCACAACACGUGUCAUCUCAAGGCACUUUAU
Cyprinodon tularosa is the source of this 1898-nucleotide messenger RNA. RefSeq names its product aquaporin-11-like. Lineage: Eukaryota; Metazoa; Chordata; Actinopteri; Cyprinodontiformes; Cyprinodontidae. Gene Ontology annotation, molecular function: channel activity. The transcript has 3 exons. Bases 93 to 908 code for a protein of 271 amino acids. Gene Ontology annotation, cellular component: cytoplasm; membrane. Gene Ontology annotation, biological process: transmembrane transport. The record is from RefSeq and is a predicted model, not a curated record.